Molecule: messenger RNA, 843 nt
Organism: Knipowitschia caucasica
Lineage: Eukaryota; Metazoa; Chordata; Actinopteri; Gobiiformes; Gobiidae
Source: the annotation of a GenBank genome assembly
AUGCUUGGCCCUUUGCCGGACAGCUCCCUUCGGAUGAAUUAUUUGGACAUCCUGGGCACACGCAACCGCAUGCAUCUGGAGGAGGACGUUUUCCAAGACAAAAAUCACCAAGUUUACCCAGUUCAUUUGGGCAGUAUUCCCAAUCUGACUCCUUGGAAGAAAGUCAUGGAAAGAAAGAUCAGAAGCCCAAAAAGCCUGGGAAGAGAGAGGCCCUACCCAUGCGUGCCCUGUGGAUUCUCCUUCAAAACUAAAAGCAACCUUUACAAGCACCGCAAGUCCCACGCUCACGCCAUCAAAGCAGGUCUGGUGCCAUUCUCUGAGCUGGCCGCCGCUCGAGCCGGAGAGUCGGACCAGGCCUCUCCAUCAGGGGAAGCAGAGGUGCAGUCAGACGGAGAGCAGAGCACAGACACAGACGAGGAGGUGGAAGGAGCUAUGAUGCUGAUGGAUGGUCCUGGACCUCAAAUAUCUUUUGAGGCUGGGAAAAAUGCAGGUGGUGUGGAGCCCGCCUAUGCAGACUCGGCUGAAGAGCUUUCUAUGGGAGCCAUGAAAGUGCCUAUCCUGAUAGUUCCUAAACCUGGUGCUGUCCCUUCUCCCGGAAUGGAAUGCCCCCCUUUCCAAGACGUUAAGACCUCACAUCACAUGCUGGGUUCUCAAGCUGGGGGACGGGUGAUGUUGGUAUAUCUGGAGACCCAAAGCAAUAUCCAAUUGGACCAUGUCAAAGCAGCACUGGGCUCCUCGAACCUCCCUCUGAAUCAAGUCAUCUCACUAGAAGCAACUCAAUGCCAACACCACCACCUCCAAACCAUAGCGUCCCAUCUGGAAUCCGAGGCAGCCACUCUGUAG